CCAGUGCCCCGUCCGCCAUGGGGAAGGAGGAGGAGUCCUUCUUCUCUGGCGGCCAUCCUGGUUCCUCCUCCUCCUCGGGUCUGAAGCGGAUUGGCGACCAGGACGAUGGAGACGGCCGCUCACCGCCGCUGUGGCAUCUCUCGCUCGGCUCCAUCUACAGCGGCGGCGGCACGCUCGCUCCGUCCACGACGACGACGUUGCCCCGCGAGGCUCCCCUCGUCGUAGCCCCCGUGGUGCAGCCGCAGCGCUGCUCCGACGAUCUUCCGGUGUUGCCGCUCAUCCCCUUCUUCCCACCGCAUGUCCCUGAUGCCGGUACGGCCGCCGGCUUCAUUGCUGCUCCGACCGGAGUUCAGAUCGGUUCUUCUUCGCAUCCGCCUGCAGGCAAUGGCGCAGGCGCCUCACAGAUUCGCACGAGAUUUAUCGGGACGACUGUCCCAGCUUCUUCUUCCCCGGCGCCGGCGGGCCCUCGCCGCUUCCGUCGCGCAGUCCGGCGCCGCACCUCCAACAACGACACUCCUGCGCCACAACCUCUCCCCGUCAUCCUCAACAGCGGCGACCCGCCAUUGCCGCCGCCGCCCAACAACAACGCCGUCCCCGCGCCGCCGCCGCCAUUCCCAUGGGCAACAUCCCGCUUGGGAAUCCACCGUUCAAUCUCCGAGCUCGCCCAGCUCGGCAUCACGACAAUCGAGGGCGAAGUCCAAUGCCGGCGCUGCGAGGCCCGGAAGACAAUCUCCUACGACAUCGCCACCAAGUUCCUGGAAGUCCGGAGCUUCGUGGCGCGCCACAUCGACGACAUGAACGACCGUGCCCCGGAGGCCUGGCAGAGCCCGGCCAUGGCGGACUGCGGCGGGUGCGGGCAGCGGGGCAGCGUCCGCGCCGUGAUCCCGCCGGAGAAGGAGCGGAUCAACUGGGUGUUCCUCGUGCUGGGGCAGGCGCUGGGGUUCUGCACGCUGGAGCAGCUCAAGCACUUGUGUUCACAUGCCAAGAAGCAUCGCACGGGCGCCAAGGAUCGGGUGCUGUAUCUGGCGUACAUGGAGCUGCUCAACCAGCUUUGCCCUGAUAAGUUGUUCAAUCUCACCGCUGAUCGCCAGAAAAGGACCCAGCAGUUCUGCUGAUGAUAAGUGUCUUGGUUUGAUCGAUUAGGUUUUGCUUCUCAAGUGUCCAUCUUGAGCAAGCAAUGGUGAUGAGUCUCGUUUACCGAUGUUUAAUUUGGUGCUUCAGAAUGUUUGUUGCAUAGUACUACUGCCUCCUGCA
This is a messenger RNA of Brachypodium distachyon (stiff brome), 1254 nucleotides long. RefSeq lists its product as uncharacterized. Lineage: Eukaryota; Viridiplantae; Streptophyta; Magnoliopsida; Poales; Poaceae. The transcript has a single exon. The coding region runs from base 18 to 1115 and encodes 365 amino acids. The record is from RefSeq and is a predicted model, not a curated record.